UAAUUAAUUUAUUUUUUAUUUUUUGAGACAGAGUCUCACUUUGUCACCCUGGAUAGAGUGCUGUGUAGUUAGAGCUCACAGCUAUCUCAAACUCUUGGGCUCAAGCAAUCCUCUUGCCUCAGCCUCCUGAGUAGCUGGAACUACAGUUGCCCACCACAAUGCCCAGCUAGUUUUUCUAUUUUUAGUAGAGAUGAGGCCUCAUUCUUUCUCAGGCUGGUCUCGAACUCCUGAGCUCAGGUGAUCCACCCACCUUGACCUCCCACAGUGCUAGGAUUACAGGCAUGACCUACAGUGUCCAGCCUCAGAGCCAAGUCUCAAUGCAUAUUUUUUCCUAGGGAACCAAUGAAUGAAUAAAUGAAGAGAAAAAGGAAUAAAGGAAAGGAUGAAUGAGCUGCCAAACUUGCAUUACCGGGUUCAAUUUAUUCCUCUGAGGCAGGGGCUUUUUUUUUUUUUUUGAGACAAGAGUCCCACUGUGUCACCCUUGGUAGAGUGCCAUAGUGUCACAGCUCACAGCAACCUCAAACUCUUGGGGUUAAGUGAUUCUCUUGCCUCAGCCUCCCAAGUAACUGGGACUACAGGCACCCACCACAGUGCCUGGCUAUUUUGGGGUAGCAGUUGUCGUUGUUUGGCAGGCCCAGGCUGGAUUUGAACCUGCCACCUCUGGUGUAUGUGGCUGGCACCGUAGCCACUGAGCUGCAGUGCUAAGCCAAGGCAGGGGCUAUUUUUUUUUUUUUUUUUUUUGUAGAGACAGAGUUUCACUUUAUGGCCCUCGGUAGAGUGCCGUGGCGUCACACAGCUCACAGCAACCUCCAAUUCCUGGGCUUAGGCGAUUCUCCUGCCUCAGCCUCCCAAGUAGCUGGGACUACAGGUGCCCGCCACAAUACCCGGCUAUUUUUUUGUUGUUGUUGUUGCAGUUUGGCCGGGGCUGGGUUUGAACCUGCCACCCUCGGCAUAUGGGGCCGGGGCCCUACCCGCUGAGCCACAGGCACUGCCGGCAGGGGCUAUUUUAUCCCCAUUUAAAACUGAGGGAAACUCAGGCCUAUAUAGAAGCAAAGCCUUCCUUAAGUAAAUAUUUGCUCAGGACUUGAACCCUAGAUGUCUCCCACUGAGCUUAGCACAAGGGCAGUGUUUGGUGAUGCCCACCCCCUAAGGGAGAGAAAUGAAGUAGGUCCAGAUGCCCUUGUGAGAGGGGCUAAAGCUGGGCAAGUUUUCCUAUGGGACCCUCAAAACCCCCAAAGCAAACUCCAGUCCUGUGGUGGCGUGAGCUCCCCAAAACUCAGGGUAUUCAAGCACAGUAGAGCUUUGAAUGCUGAAGCAGGCUGUGUGGCCUUGGAGGAGUGGCAUGCAUGCUCUUCUCUGAGCUUCAGUUUUCCCAUCUGUCAGUAGCUGAUAGUGACAGCCUUGCUCAAGGGAAAGUGCCACAGGAAGCACACAGGUGUGUGGUGGAGAGCAUUUGGGAGGCCUCCCACCCCUCUGCAGCCACCUUGUGGCCUGCACUGCCCAUCCCAGUCCAGAAAAGAAAGGGUGCUGCUCCUGCCCGCCCCCCCCAUCUAGGGGCGGAGCCACUGUGACCCCUAGCCCAAUAAAUCUGCAGCCCACACCCACAAGCUGCACCUUUAAGCCCCACUGCCACCUCCAGUUGUCAGUGCUUAGCUACAGCUCCCAGGGCUAGGGACAGACUACCGGGGUACCACAGGCAUUGGACCCUAAGUGAGAGGGGAGGUGAACCUACAGAUAGGCAGAGGACGCAGAGACAGAGGAGGGACCGGGAGACAGUGACAGUAAGGACUCACAGAUCCCUUGUUCAGGGAGUCCUGGCCACUCUCACUACCUCCCAUCCCAGACCAAGGGGGAGAGGCGGUAUCCUCCCUGUAGUGGCCAAGCACCCUCCCACUGCCCUCGCUGUCCCGCCUCCUCUGUCUCUGUCAGGUCCUCUCGCCUGGGCACAUGGGGCGCCAGGACGCAAGGACGCGCUGGGCCACAGCACCUGUGUUGAUGGAGGCCGUGGAGGCAGGUGCACGGGCCACAUUCGGAGCCUGGGACUACGCGGUCUUUGCGCUCAUGCUGCUAGUGUCCACUGGCAUCGGGCUGUGGGUCGGGUUGGCUCGCGGAGGGCAGCGCAGCGCCGAGGACUUCUUCACCGGGGGCCGGCGCCUGACGGCCCUGCCAGUGGGCCUCUCGCUGGCCGCCAGCUUCAUGUCGGCGGUGCAGGUGCUGGGCGUGCCGGCCGAGGCCUACCGUUAUGGCCUUAAGUUCCUCUGGAUGUGCCUGGGCCAGGCGCUCAAUUCCUUGCUAACUGCCACGAUCUUCCUGCCAGUCUUCUACCGCCUGGGCCUCACCAGCACCUACGAGUACCUCGAGCUGCGCUUCAGCCGCGCUGUGAGGCUGUGCGGGACGGUGCAGUACCUAGUGGCCACAACGCUGUACACUGGCAUCGUGAUCUAUGCCCCCGCACUUAUCCUGAACCAAGUGACGGGACUGGAUAUCUGGGCGUCGCUCCUAUCCACUGGAAUUAUUUGCACCUUCUACACGGCUGUGGGUGGCAUGAAGGCCGUGGUUUGGACUGAUGUGUUCCAGGUCAUAGUGAUGCUGUCUGGCUUCUGGGUUAUCCUGGGCCGUGGUGCCACGCUCGUGGGUGGGCCCCAGCAUGUGCUCCAGUUUGCCCAGAACCACUCCCGGAUCAACCUGAUGGACUUUGACCCUGACCCACGGAGACGCUAUACAUUCUGGACAUUUGUGGUAGGCGGAACUUUGGUGUGGCUCUCAAUGUAUGGUGUGAACCAAGCACAGGUGCAGCGCUAUGUGGCCUGCCGCACAGAGGGGCAGGCCAAGCUGGCCCUUCUCAUCAAUCAGAUGGGCCUGUUCCUGAUCGUGUCCAGCGCUGCUGUUUGCGGCAUUGUCAUGUUCGUGUUCUACAGUGACUGUGACCCUCUCCUCACAGGGCGCAUCUCCGCCCCAGAUGAGUACAUGCCCCUGCUGGUGCUGGACAUUUUUGAUGACCUGCCUGGAGUCCCUGGGCUUUUCCUGGCCUGUGCCUACAGUGGUACUCUCAGCACAGCAUCCACUAGCAUCAACGCCAUGGCUGCGGUCACUGUAGAAGACCUCAUCAAGCCACGGCUGCCAAAUCUGGCGCCUAGGAAACUUGUGAUUAUCUCCAAGGGGCUUUCAAUCAUCUAUGGAUCGGCCUGUCUCACGGUGGCGGCUUUGUCUUCUUUGCUGGGAGGUGGUGUCCUCCAGGGCUCCUUCACGGUCAUGGGAGUCAUCAGCGGCCCCCUCCUCGGCGCCUUCGUCCUGGGAAUGUUCAUGCCUGCCUGCAACACACCGGGUGUCCUCUCUGGGCUGGGCGCGGGUGUGGCGCUCUCACUGUGGGUGGCCUUGGGCGCCACGCUGUACCCGCCCAGCGCACAGACUAUGGGGGUCUUGCCGUCAUCGGCUGCCCGCUGCAUGGCCCCCUCUGCCAAUGCCUCUGGCCUCCUGGACCCGCUCCUCCUUGCUGCCAACGCCUCCGAUAGUCUAUCUCAUGACCCCUCCCUCAUCCCCAGCUCAAGAAUGGAUCUCAGCCAACCUGCCUUAGCUGAGAGCUUCUAUGCGAUAUCCUAUCUCUAUUAUGGUGCCCUAGGCACUCUGACUACCAUGCUGUGUGGUGCCCUUGUCAGCUGCCUGACAGACCCCACCAAGCGCAGUGACUUGGGCCCUGGGUUGUUGUGGUGGGACCUUGCAUGGCAGAGGGCAUCAGUGGCCCCUAAGGAGGAAGUGGCAGUCCUGGAUGACAGCUUAGUAAAGGGUCCUGAAGAACUCCCCCCUGGAACUAAGAAGCCCCCUGGAUUUCUGUCCACUGAUGAGGACCAUGUGGUCUUCCUGGGGCAAAAGGAGCUGGCGGGGGUCAGUUCUUGGACCCCCCACAGUGGAUGUGAUGGUAACGACACACAGGAGACAAACCUCUGAGGGCAGUGUCAGCCCAUGACUGACCCUCUGGGAUGGAACCUCCCAAAUGGGCUACUCCCAGGCAGGCCAUGGGCCAAUGGCUUUGGGCUCUGAUUGAAUGGACUACCUUGUAUGCAGAUGAGCUAGGGACUGCUCAUUUGCCUGCAGACCAUUUUAUCCAGCCACCUGCUUCUAGCCUUAGAUCUGCAGUCCUACCUCCCCCUCAAACAAAGUUGGAUUUUUCUCUAUCUACAAUGAAAGAUGUUAGCAUCUCCUCAGGACAACGCAGGAAACUCCAGAUCUGGCCUCAGGGACUCAGAAAGAUUCCAGCUCUUCCCUGAAACAUGUUUAACUUUAGCAAGGAUUUUGGAGGUUUUCAGGACCAAUCUCCUAUGCCCCAUUUCACAGGCAGAGAAACUGAGGCCUAGAGAGCGGCAGCAACUUAGUCAAGAUCACACAGCAAUUCCAACACUAGCUCUCUGCCCUUCACUCCUCCAUUUUUCUCCCUGUCAGACCCUGUGGGACUUUUGGCCUGCUCACCUGACAGUGGAAGCUCCUAUACUGGUUUGAACCCCAAAUUCAUGUCCACCUGGAACCACAGAAUGUGAGUUUACUUGGAAAUAGGGUCUUUGCAAAUGUAAUUAGUUAAAUUAAGAUGAGAUCAUACUGGAGUGGGAUGGGCCCUGAAUCUAAGGACUGGGUCCUUAUAAGAAGUGGAAAAGAGAAAUAGACACAUACAUGGGUAGAAGGCCAUAUAAAGACAGAGGAAGAGGCUAGAGUGAUGGGCGCCUACAAGCCACGAGAACACCAAGGAUUGCCAGUGGCCACCAGAAGCCAGGAGAUAGGCAUGGGACCAAUUCUUUCUUAGAUCCUUCAGUGGGAGCGUGGCCCUACAGACAUAUUGAUUCCAGACUUCCAGCCUCCAAAACUGACAGAGAAUAAAAAUUUCUUGUUUUAUGCCAGCCAGCCUGUGGAAAUUUGUUAUAGCAGUGACCUCAUGACCCUACCUCUUUCCGCCCCUCAGAGACCUAGCCCUCUAUGCAAGCUGUUUGGACUGGACACCUUUAGAUUUGGACUUGAAAUUGACCAUUACAACUUUCAAAUCAAUGACUGAGUAACAAGAUUUCCCAUCUGUUAGUUGUCUUCACUCAGAAUAGAGCUCAAAUCUGGGGUGAAAAGAGGAAUGGGGCAUAGGGACAGGCUAUGGUUCCCAUGAGUGGGCAGAACAAGCUGGUCUCACUGCCUUUCAGAGGUUCAUUCAGGCUGUUCCUUGUACCAAUAGUUCAUUCCUUUUUAUCCACCUGAGUAGAAUUCCAGUAGAACUGUGGGGUGGACCCACAGUUGUCCUACAUCACACUGGUUGAUGGACAUUUGGG
This is a messenger RNA of Nycticebus coucang (slow loris), 5300 nucleotides long. RefSeq names its product solute carrier family 5 member 5 (gene SLC5A5). The record is from RefSeq and is a predicted model, not a curated record. Lineage: Eukaryota; Metazoa; Chordata; Mammalia; Primates; Lorisidae. Gene Ontology annotation, molecular function: sodium:iodide symporter activity. The coding region runs from base 1948 to 3945 and encodes 665 amino acids. Gene Ontology annotation, cellular component: membrane. Gene Ontology annotation, biological process: thyroid hormone generation; sodium ion transport; iodide transmembrane transport. The transcript has 15 exons.